GUGACGUCACAUCGUGCUGUUAGCCUGUUAGCUUGCCUCCGUUUCUGCUGCUCGCAGAUUUGGACUGAAGAUCACAGCAGGAUGGCUGCGACUGUGAAUAAUCCUUUCCAGAACCUCACUGAGCCUCUGGACCCAGAGAACCCAGCUCAGCAGUUCUACAGUCUUCUCAAGCUGGGGGAUCCCAGAUACGACCAUCUGCCAUUCUCCAUCCGGGUCCUGCUGGAGUCUGCUGUCAGGAACUGCGAUGGGUUUCUGGUGAAACCCACCGACGUGGAAAACAUUUUAAACUGGAAACAGACCCAGACUCAGACCGUGGAGGUACCGUUCAAGCCGGCCCGGAUCAUUCUUCAGGACUUCACUGGCGUGCCGGCUGUGGUGGACUUUGCUGCCAUGCGUGAUGCUGUGAUGAAGCUCGGCGGCGACCCAGAGAAGAUCAACCCUGUUUGUCCUGCCGACCUCGUCAUUGACCAUUCCAUCCAGGUGGACUUCAACAGAAAGUCUGACAGUCUUCAGAAAAACCAGGACCUGGAAUUUGAACGUAACAGAGAGCGCUUCCAGUUCUUAAAGUGGGGCUCCAAGGCCUUCAGGAACAUGAGAAUCAUUCCCCCUGGAUCAGGGAUAGUCCAUCAGGUCAACUUGGAGUAUCUCGCCCGGGUGGUCUUUAACGACAAAGGGUUCUAUUACCCUGACAGCCUGGUCGGCACGGACUCCCACACCACCAUGAUCGAUGGACUUGGCGUUCUGGGAUGGGGUGUGGGCGGCAUCGAGGCGGAAGCAGUGAUGCUGGGUCAGCCAAUCAGCAUGGUGCUGCCCGAGGUGGUGGGAUACAAAGUCCACGGGACCCCGGACACACUGAUCACCUCCACAGACAUCGUCCUCACUGUCACCAAGCACCUGCGUCAGGUGGGCGUUGUGGGGAAGUUUGUGGAGUUCUUUGGGCCAGGUAUGGCUCAGCUGUCCAUUGCUGACCGAGCCACCAUUGCCAACAUGUGUCCAGAAUACGGCGCCACAGCGGCAUUCUUCCCUGUGGAUGAUGUCAGCGUCCAGUACCUGGAGCAGACCGGUCGAGAAGCAGAAAAGUUGGCCUACAUUAGAAAGUACCUGAAGGCAGUGGCCAUGUACCGAGACUACACCGACUCCUCUCAGGACCCGGACUUCACCCAGGUUGUUGAACUUGAUCUGAGCACAGUGGUUCCGUGCUGCAGUGGGCCCAAAAGACCCCAAGACAGAAUUCCGGUCUCGGACAUGAAAAAGGACUUUGAGAUGUGCUUGGGAGCAAAGCAAGGCUUUAAGGGUUUCCAGGUGGCUCCUGAACGCCACGCCGCCGCCGUCCCCUUCCAGUUCAGCGGAACAGAGUAUAGCUUGAGCCACGGCUCUGUGGUUAUCGCUGCCAUCACCAGCUGCACCAACACCAGCAAUCCCUCUGUCAUGCUCGGAGCCGGACUCCUGGCGAAAAAGGCGGUAAAGCUCGGCCUGAAUGUGAAGCCGUACAUAAAGACCAGUUUGUCGCCGGGCAGCGGUGUAGUCACCUACUACUUGAAAGAGAGCGGCGUGAUGGAUGACCUGUCGCAGCUCGGCUUUGAGGUUGUUGGCUAUGGUUGCAUGACCUGUAUAGGAAACAGUGGACCCCUUCCUGAACCCGUGGUCCAGGCCAUAACCCAGGGAGACCUGGUUGCAGCAGGCGUCCUGUCUGGGAACAGGAACUUUGAAGGCAGAGUCCACCCGAACACCAGAGCCAACUACCUGGCUUCUCCGCCGCUGGUCAUUGCCUACGCAAUCGCAGGAACAGUGAGGAUCGACUUCCAGACCGAGCCCAUCGCUGUCAGCACUGAAGGAAAAGAAGUUUUCCUGAGGGACAUCUGGCCCACACGGGAGGAGAUCCAGGCUGUGGAGAGGACCUUCGUUAUUCCGUCACUGUUCAAAGAAGUCUACGAGAAGAUUGAGAAUGUGAACACCAGAUGGAAUGCUCUGGUUGCUCCUUCGGAUACACUCUACAGCUGGGACCCUGAGUCAACUUACAUCAAGUCACCACCUUUCUUUGAUGGCUUGAGGAACGAGGUGCAACCGCCUUCCUCCGUUAAAGACGCCUACGUGUUGCUGAACCUCGGAGACUCCGUCACUACGGACCACAUUUCUCCUGCAGGCAACAUCGCCAGGAACAGUCCCGCCGCACGAUACCUGACCGACAGAGGUUUGACGCCGCGGGACUUCAACUCGUACGGCUCCCGUCGGGGUAACGACGCCGUCAUGGCCAGAGGGACCUUCGCCAACAUUCGCCUCUUCAACAAGUUCCUCAACAAGCAGGCGCCACAGACCAUCCACCUGCCCACCGGCCAAACGCUGGACGUGUUUGACGCGGCAGACAGAUACCGGCAGAGUGGCGCCCCACUGCUGGUUCUGGCGGGGAAAGAGUAUGGCUCGGGCAGCUCCAGAGACUGGGCGGCUAAAGGUCCUUUCCUGCUGGGUAUUAAAGCCGUGCUAGCCGAGAGCUACGAGCGGAUCCACCGCAGUAACCUAGUGGGGAUGGGCGUGAUCCCUCUGGAGUACCUGCCAGGGGACAGCGCCGACAGCCUGGGUCUGACGGGCCGCGAGCGCUACACCGUGGUUAUCCCCGAGCGGCUCACGCCCAGGAUGAUCGUCCACAUAAAGCUCGACUCGGGGAAAACCUUCCAGGUCCGGAUGAGGUUCGACACAGAUGUGGAGCUGGCAUACUUCCACCACGGCGGCAUCCUCAACUACAUGAUUCGCAAGAUGUUUGAGGAAUAAAGCUACAAGACUGGUACGGACACACGGACCCGCGUCCGCUCAGACAGACGCCUGCAGAGAGCCGUUCCCAGAGUGGACGUCCCCCUGCUUUGUGAUGUCAUAAAGGACCUCAGACUCUGGUGCUAAUGGAUCAAUAAAUUAAGAUCAGACUUGAAUGACUCGAGUGGAAGUCAUGGCUUUUACUUGUUUUGGGAGAUCCUGCGAUUUAUAUACCUAAAAAUCACAAGUUCAUGAAUCAUGAUGAUGAUGACGACUGUGAUGACUAUGAUGAUGACUAUGAUGAUGAUGAUGAUGACGACUAUGAUGACUGUGAUGAUUAUGAUGAUGACGAUGAUGAUGAUUAUGAU
Molecule: messenger RNA, 3113 nt
Organism: Thalassophryne amazonica
Lineage: Eukaryota; Metazoa; Chordata; Actinopteri; Batrachoidiformes; Batrachoididae
Gene: aco1
Product: aconitase 1, soluble
Exons: 21
Coding region: 82-2766 (894 amino acids)
Biological process (GO): citrate metabolic process; tricarboxylic acid cycle
Cellular component (GO): cytosol; mitochondrion
Molecular function (GO): aconitate hydratase activity; 3 iron, 4 sulfur cluster binding; iron-responsive element binding
Source: RefSeq, a predicted model, not a curated record